GAGAGAGGCUGGCACCAUCUCUCCAUCUCUCUCCUCCUCAUCGCUCCUCUCUCUCUCUCCCGUGACGUCAGGCGGAUUUAAAGCUCUCCUCGAGCGUCUCGUGUCGGUUCCCUCUCGUCCUCCUCCUCCUCCUCCUCCUCCUUCUUCUCACAUGCACUUUCCUCACCGAGCUGAACACCGGCCAAUGCUUCACACCAUCUCUGCCCUGGGUGUCUGUCCCAUGUGGGAAGCACAACAAAAUCAAGGGCUUCACCUGAGAGGGUCCAGAGGAGCGAGCGACAAGGGGACAGUCCUCCCGCGUCCUUUCCAUUUGCAGUUUUUACACUUGGCCGUCGGACGAGGGGCUCUGACUUCACCCAAAAUCUCAGCUCACACCGUUUUGUCACGGAGGAGGUAAAGACGACAGCUUGGAGCUAUGAACGAGUCGCUGGUGGUGAACGACUCCUCUGCGACUCCUGUGGCUGCAGAAGCCCUCCCAUGGAUGGAGGCUGAUUCUCCAGACAACAGCAGUCUGGAGUUCUCCACCGCUCCGUUAGAUUUCCCCAUCAACCCGUGGGACAUCAUGCUCUGCAUGUCCGGCACUGUCAUCGCCUGUGAAAACGCCAUAGUGGUAGCAAUCAUCUUCUACACGCCGACCCUUAGGACUCCCAUGUUUGUGCUGAUCGGGAGUCUGGCGACGGCAGACCUGCUGGCCGGCAUGGGAUUAAUCCUGAACUUUGUGUUUCAGUACGUGAUCUCCUCUGAGACUAUCAGCCUUAUCACUGUAGGCUUCCUGGUGGCCUCUUUCACCGCAUCCAUCAGCAGCCUUUUGGCCAUAACUGUGGACCGUUACUUCUCCCUCUACAACGCUCUGACAUACUUCUCAGAGAAGACGCUGCAGUACGUCCACCUGAUGCUGCUGGGGACCUGGGGGGUGUCUCUGUUUUUGGGCUUGCUGCCGGUGCUCGGCUGGAACUGCCUGGACGAUCCGGCCUCCUGCAGCAUCGUGCGCCCUUUAACCCGGAGCAACGUCACGCUCCUGGCCACCUCCUUCUUCGUCAUCUUCAUACUCAUGCUGACCCUCUACUUCAAGAUCUGCAAGAUCGUGUGCCACCACGCCCACCAGAUCGCCCUCCAGCAGCACUUUUUCGCCACGUCGCAUUACGUUGCCACUAAGAAGGGGGUCUCCACUUUGGCCAUCAUCUUGGGGACAUUUGGCGCCAGCUGGCUGCCCUUCGCCAUCUACUGCCUGGUAGGCGAGAGGGAGUAUCCAUCGGUGUACACCUACGCUACACUGCUGCCAGCUACCUACAACUCCAUGAUCAACCCCAUCAUCUACGCCUACAGGAACGCAGAGAUCCAGCGCUCCCUCUAUGUGCUUCUCUGUGGCUGCUUUCAGGCCAACAAGGCCUACCGGUCCAGGUCGCCAAGUGAAGUCUAAAAAGGUGCUAGGGCUCUUUGUGUGUGUGAGUGUGUGUGAGUGUAUGUGUGUGUGUGUGUGUGUGUGUGUGUGUGUGUGUGAGAAAAGACCGAGCAAAAACACAAACCAUCCUG
This is a messenger RNA of Epinephelus fuscoguttatus (brown-marbled grouper), 1533 nucleotides long. Its product is annotated as G-protein coupled receptor 6. Gene Ontology annotation, biological process: G protein-coupled receptor signaling pathway. Gene Ontology annotation, cellular component: membrane. The transcript has 2 exons. The record is from RefSeq and is a predicted model, not a curated record. NCBI's taxonomy places the organism in Eukaryota, Metazoa, Chordata, Actinopteri, Perciformes, Serranidae. The coding region runs from base 416 to 1420 and encodes 334 amino acids. Gene Ontology annotation, molecular function: sphingosine-1-phosphate receptor activity.